This is a messenger RNA of Cottoperca gobio, 2443 nucleotides long. It is a transcript of the gene cacng6b, whose product is annotated as calcium channel, voltage-dependent, gamma subunit 6b. Gene Ontology annotation, biological process: regulation of calcium ion transmembrane transport via high voltage-gated calcium channel. NCBI's taxonomy places the organism in Eukaryota, Metazoa, Chordata, Actinopteri, Perciformes, Bovichtidae. The record is from RefSeq and is a predicted model, not a curated record. The transcript is spliced from 5 exons. Gene Ontology annotation, cellular component: membrane; L-type voltage-gated calcium channel complex. Bases 467 to 1264 code for a protein of 265 amino acids. Gene Ontology annotation, molecular function: calcium channel regulator activity.
CCCCUCUCCCCCUCUAUUAAGUUUCAAGCGUCUCUUCUUCCUGAACUGAACAACACACACACGAAACAGGGGACUGGACGGAAAACAGACUCGGCUCUCAUGGUCCUUGCCUCCGUCUCCUCCCAUUUUAUCAUUUCUUUACUUCGUCCGCCCCUUACCUCAUUGUAUCUCUGUUCAUAUCUCUUUCUGUCUAAUUUCAUUAUUCUGCCCACCUAUUAUCAUUUGAUCCUGUGUUCACUCUGACCGCUUUUGCUCAAUUUACCCAUCCAUCACAGGAUAGUUGAUAGCUGUGUCUCCUCUUUUUUAAUAUAUUAUUUCCAAACCUACUCCUUCUUCACACUUAACCUCUCCCUGUUUUCUUCCUACUAACCCAUCCUUGCAUUUUCCCAUCUAAUAUUAGCUCCUCAAAUAAUUAGCCUUAGUUCUUUCCCUUGGUCUUCCUCGGGCCUGGCCAGUUGAGGUCACUAUGUGGUCCAACUUCUUCGUACAGCAGGAUGAGGAUGGUCGCGUUGGGGUGGCAGGGGCUGUACAAGGUGGGGGUUUGGGUGGAAUAAAAGGAGGAAGGGGACAGAGGAGGAUCCACAAGAUGAGUGACAGCCAGGAGGGAAAGAUCAAGCUGGCCUUCUUUGUGGCUAUCAUUGGCGUGACCCUGACGGUGUUGGGCAUGGGAACAGAGUUUUGGGUGGAGCUGGCCCAACCAAAGAAUUUCAGCGGCAACCAGACCUGCCAGAUGGCCCAUUAUGGCCUAUGGAAGGGCUGCAUCCGCACCCUAUGGGUGGCUGACAUAGACCCAGAGAGGACGAGCUGCGGCCCUGCUGAACUACCUGGAGAAACCAACUGCACCUACUUCAAAUUCUUCACCUCUGGGGACAAUGCAGUCAUAUUCAAGAAGACGACUAACAAGAAGCUGAAUCUAGCAGCAGCUGUCUUAGCCCUUUUGAGUCUGACCAUGAUGGUGAUGGGCUCCAUCUGUAUCGGCAUGUCACUCAGCAAAGGAGUGCCCUUCUUUCUCAAGCCAGCCUCGUUCUGUUUCAUCAUCUCAGGUGUACUGGUCCUUUUCUCUAUCCUGUUGUUCCACCAGUCUGUGCUGGCCUUGCUGUCCAGUGAUCACACUAUACCUUUACACCAUGAGCUGUCCUGGUCUGUGGCCUGUGUGGGCUCAGCAGGAGCCAUUCUUAUUUUCGGAGGUUUCCUCUUCAUCAUCCUCUCCCUUCCUUUCAACCCGUGGCAGAAGUGCUUUCCUCACAAGAAUGGCGCCACCUAGCACUUGAAUGAUAAUAAAAUAUGCAUACAGUGUUCUUGAUGUCUUGUUUGAGAGCAAGUGGAAACAUUGGUUUCCUGAAGGCUGUGACUUUGCUUGUUCUCAGCAGAAAUCAUACAAGGUCUUAAUCAAAUGUAUGAAGAGAAGUCAGCAACACAUUAGUGAGGCCUCCAGAAUUUUCAAAAAUGUGUUGUUGUGGGUUUUUUUAAAAUUAGAAAAUAGAUGGAAGGAGCAGCGGGGCUACUGUUGACUGUUACAUUUUUAGCUCUGUGUUUUGUCUACUUUACAAGAUUCACAAAUAGGCUUGUUAGCCUGCCUAUAGCUAUACAUCUACACGUACAGUAUUUCUGCUAGCAUUAGGAUAUAAGUAAACACUCUUUAAAUGCUCAAAGACUUUUCUUUUUUAAUAACCUUGACCUCCUCCUUGCACAGACUUUGUCGCUCUACAGUAACAAAAACUUCCUCCUUUGCUCCCCUUGUAACGGCUGCUAGUGGGCGCUGUCACUUAAAUGUAAGCAUAGGCUGUUUUGAGAUGCUGUUGCUGUCGGACAUUCUCGAAGUUAGACACAAUACAACAUUUUGAGAUUGUAAAUCAAAGGUUUGACUUACCGUUUAAUAUCAAUGAUUUACAAGAGUGUUUUUAUUUUUUAACAUGCCUAACUUUUUAUGUUUUUCCUUCAGGCGGAAAAGAAGUCCCAUUGUUUAAAAUGACUAAAGCCCCAUCAGAAUGUAUCACCUUAACAUACAAUGUCUAUCAUAAUGCUAACAAUCAGUAUGGAGGGGGUCCGUAUUACUUUCUAAGUUUCUUGUCAUAUCGUCUACAUGUUGCCUUAUGAAUAAUCAAUGAGCAUUCUUAAUAUUCUAGCAAUAAGUACUACGAAGCUUUUUUACACUUAAUAUUUGAUAAAGAAGAGGCUUCAUGUUAUUAUUUAUUACUUAUGUGUGUUUUACAAUAUUGUGUGAAUGCUGCUUUAGUAUGAAUGUAUGUUGAAUGAAAUCAACUGUGGGAAGUGAUUAAAAUACCAUUUUGUAUAUCAGAGAAUUGCAUGGACUCACUUUAAGCUCAACUUUGUACAUAAACGGAAUAAAUGUGUUUAUAUUGUAUGAAUGGUGACUGUUCGCAAUGCUGUCUCCUGUCACUUUAUUUUGCAAUAUGUAUGCAAUAAAUACACUUUAAUUAUG